Belonocnema kinseyi is the source of this 6336-nucleotide messenger RNA. RefSeq lists its product as uncharacterized. Lineage: Eukaryota; Metazoa; Arthropoda; Insecta; Hymenoptera; Cynipidae. The record is from RefSeq and is a predicted model, not a curated record. The transcript has 6 exons. The coding region runs from base 969 to 3575 and encodes 868 amino acids.
AGGAUUUCCCAAAACCAGUCGGUGAGUUGCCGUUGUUGAAAAAGCAAAACACGCUUUCGUGCUGUUAGUGAGGGCGCAUCGACUUUGAUUUCUUACACAGGACAUCGAUUAUCGGGGUGAGGCACCAAGUGCCUUUAGUGUAUUUUCGUGUAUUUUCUUCUUCAUUAUUUUGUGCGUGUUUCUAAAGUGCAGCGGUGUGCUUAUGUGUGUGCCAGCCAUUUUCGAGCGUGCAUCCCAGGAUCUUCAAACGCCCAGGCCUUUGUUUCAACCGAUUUCUUUUAUGGAUUUACUAUUCUCCAAUCAUUAUUCACAACAAGGACCCACGAGGGGUUUUUUGACCGAUGACACCACUUUCUAUUACUACUCCAUAUGCGUCGUUUCCGACGCUUUAUGAGUAAAUCUAAUGGAGCCACACUGCCAAAAGCAACUGCUAGGUAUCUGGACUGUUGAUCGAUUCUGCGGCAAGGCGAGGAAUGGAUCAUCGCUUAUCGAAGAUUGUUUGAGAUAAUGACCGAGCAGAACCGCAACGAUCAGAGGGUCUUUCAUGGGCGGAUAUCUGCAGCUCGAUGAAUUUCGGCUGGUCCGGUGCGUCCAAGUCUCUGCACUCCUAGCCGUUCCCGAGAGUCCCAAGAAGAAACGAAAAUAGUGCUAUUAAUGGACUCUCUCGUAUCCAAAACAAGUGUGCAAUACGUCGUUGUCGUCAAACACCUCGUCCAAUCCCGCGCAGAAACUAAAGUCCUGAUAUUUCAACGAAGAGGAUCAUCAUUCUAGUGAUAUGAAAUUCUACAAAUUUGUGAUAAAUAGUAAUCUAAGUUGAUUAAGUGAGAAAUUAUUUAAGCGCGAGACAGCAAUUAAGUACUAGCAAGUACUUAAUCUCUGAUUGUCGUGAGGAGAACAAUGAGAAUCUCAAGACGAGGAUCGUAACCCGCAAGAAUUUUGAUAGCCGAGGAUCCUCUAUUGGAUUUCAAAUGGCACUAAAUAUGUCGCUGACUCUUCUUUUUCCUCUUCUCGUCACCGCAGUGUGCUCCCUCGUCGCCGCCCUCGGGACGAGCGACGGCGGGCCAAACAGUCCAGUCUUUAACCUGGACAGGACCAACCUGGAGAAGAACAUUGCAGCAAUUUUCAACAAAGUGGCCCACAGUUCUGCCACGACAAAGCGCAGUGUUCCUGCCUUCGAGCCCCAGGUUUCGGCGAGCACGACCCUCUCGACGGUGCCCUCGCCACUGACGACUUCCUGGACAGCGGCCUCGGUUGAAUUCCCGGUGCCGCGUGCCACCCCAUCGCCAGUUUUUCGCGAGCAGCCAUCCUACGCGCCACCCUCGAAGUCGUUCUUCACCCCGCCCCUGCCACCAGAACUUUCGAAUCCCUUUGCCGACAAGCCUACACUGCGGGGAACUCACUACGAUCCCCAUGUGGUGCCGCGAAGGCCAGUACCGCCACCGAGUGGCACUCCAGCUCACGAGAGGAUACCGAUAAGACCCCCGGAUCUUGCUCAGGGUCCCGUCCAGCCGCCCGAGCGACCCGCGUCCAAAAGCAAGACGCACAAUUUGAGCAAGGAGCAGAAGAUCUUUGAGAGUUCCGAGACGGAGAGGCGAAAUGUCUCGAGCGAGUUUGCCCCGACUCUGCAUUAUCCGAGUAUUUCGCGGAUUUUGUCGGGGAGCAAUGGCAGAAAACAGGAUAUUCCGGAGAUUCUUUUGAAGCCACUGCCGACCAAGAUUCCGGUUCAGAAUGCCUCGCCGGUCUCGACGACUGAGAGAACGACGACGUCGACGACAACGAGUACUGAUAGGACGACGACAGUUUCCAAUUCUGUCACUCAGCCGACGAUAUUUAAUUUGCCGAACACGAGGCGGCAGGAGAGUGUCGAGGAUGAGGAUGAUGAUCAGGACUUGAAGAACGACGAGGACUCGUUCAAUACAGAAAACAUCGAAGCUGUGGAUGGAGAACGACUUCUCUAUCCACAACCACAGCCUCCAAUUCCUUCGAAAGAAGGACCCAUGGAGGAUGAUCGAGUGAUAUCUCACCGGGAUCCAUUUCCCCUGGACCCAAGUUGGAGGAUCGCUUGGUCCCUGCACGUUUAUAUCGCCGCCAUCAGUUUCACCCUGAUGGCCCUCUACUCAAUCUACAAGAUUGUCCGCUUCAACGACGCCACGAAUCUCCUGACACAGUCCUACUUUUUGACUGUCCACCUCCUACUAACCACCGUCUGCACUCUGAGAUGCUUCCAUCUCUUCUACGAUGCAAACAAUCUCUCUGGAACGCUGCACAGCUCACUCUCUGGAGUCCUGAUGUACCUCCCGUCUCCAAUGCUCUCUACAGCCUUCGCCACCCUCGUCCUCUAUCUCACCAGAUGCUCGGAGGCGCCCUCCUUCAACAACAAGUACUUCUCCCCAGCAGCCGUCCUCUCCUACGCAAUCGUCCACAUCGUCCUCUGCGUCUCUCUCCACAUCUCUAGUCCACUCUUAGGCUAUCACGACGAGGCCAAAAUCCUCCCGCUCAUCUGCCAAUGCAUCUACAUUGUCGUCUGUAUGACGCUUGGCCUCUGCUACAUGUACGUCUAUCGUGUCAUUCGCUCCCAAAUCCACGUGACCAACAACAAAUCCAUGAGCAAUCAUGUGGCCGCUGAUCCAAUGGCGCUUGCUCUCAACACGGCAAUCACGACCUCAAUCGCGACGGCUCUUCUCUUCAUUCUCAUGGGAUCCGUUCAGCUCUUUGACUGUAUCUUUGGCGUUCAGGAGCGAUCCACCCUGUAUCAUCACUCCUGGCUCUGGUGGGGCUGGCAAUCCUCGGUCCGACUGCUCGAGCUCUCCAUGUGCGGACUGAUGGCUUGGGUGACGAGUCUCUCGCAGUAUACUCUACGCGAGAAGCAACUGCAGCAGCACUCGGCUCACUCGGGCUUUGCUCUAUUUCCCUGUGGCAGUUCCACCUCCACCGAGAACAUGGACGACGUUUUGUAUCCGGCGAUUUGCAGCACAAAUCAGGCAAUUCAGAAUUAUACGAUGCGGACCGGGAAGCAGGUGUAUGAUGACAGUUUUCCGCUGAACACUCUGCCGGAACAUCUGAAUAUUUCCGGGACUUUUGAGAGGCACUCGAUCAGAAAGUCGGGGACGAUGGGACACUUUCCGCAUGAGGGCGGCCGGGGAUCGAUGAAUCGACAUGGGAAUGGGGUCCAGACGAUGAGGAAUCUUGAUUCGCGGGGAAGGCAUACGCCAACGCAAGCUGGACUGCAUGAACAGGCGCCUGCCACCGGAUCCACAAUGCUAGUCGCCGAGGAUGGUUUUGUGAGGUUUAGGAGCCUUGGAGGCGAGGAGGAUGAGAUGUCGGACUCGCAGAGCAUCGUCGGGACUCAUGGAAGAGGAGGCAGUUCACUGGCUGGAAGUGUCAGGUAUAAUGCAAGGCAUCAUCAUCCCGGCACGGUGCCACAUUCCCACUCCCAUCAGCUUCAGCAUCAGCUGCAUCAGCAGCAGCAACAGCAGCAGACGCAACAGGCGCAUCAGCUUCAUCACUCGCAUCCCAAUCAGGGACAGUAUCAGGCGCACCAUCCUAUGCAUCAUCAGGUGUAUAAUAAUACGUAGGAGUUGCGAGCCGCGCGAAUGAUGGCGGCCGUUAAUCCUUGUUCCUGGUGUCGCUCCUCUGACAGUGUUUACCAAGAAUGGCACAGAGUGUAAAAUGGGCCUAACACGAAGUAGCAACAUUCGGCUGGCGAGUGAUCGACGCACUGCAAAACACAUAAUGAUAAGACACUAAUUUGAUCCAAUCCUACUGAAUGUAAGAUACAUCCUGUGUAUAAACCAAGUCUUACUACACAUUUCUUCUCUUUCAUUUUCUAACGAAAGAAAUGAACGAACAAUAUUUAUUUGGACUUUGAAAAAGUUCAAAUUGAAUAAAACGAGGCAGUCGAUAACCUGCGCUUCACUAUUAAUUAGUCAGUCGUGUGAUGUUUCAAGUUUUGAUCUUGUACUUGGCGCAUGGUACUUAAGGCGCUAAUCUCUUGCGAACAAGAGAUUUGCCGACGUUUUAAGCCCCACAGGAUGCUUAUAUCGAUUCAAUGUAUCCGUCGAAGUGCGAUUCGAAAAGGAAGUCUCAAGACUUUUAUUUAUUUUUAAAUAUUUUUAUUUUGCAAAUCACUACAAGGAUGUAUUUUUUUUUUCAAAAUAUAAUUGCGAUAACUGCGCAAAGCAGUUAUAUUCGACUUGGCUGUUUAUGACCAUUUACAUACUAAGGAAAAAGACUGAUUUCCUUAUUUUUUAUGUCUUUCAUGAGAGAGGCGCUCGUUGUUUUUUUUUUUUUUGUAGGAAAGCAAUCAGGAAAAUGUUCAUUUUAAUUAUUGAUCAAUUCUGAUGAAUUUUCUGGUAGAAAUUGAUAAUCAAAGUAAAUCGUCAAAUCUGAAAUGUUUUAGUUUUACCGAAACAAUCUACUUUUAGUUUAUCCUUAGGCUAUUUAUUCUUUAUAUCAAGAGAAAGCUCCCGCAAUGGCCAGUGUUUCAAAAAAAACAAGAAACAAAAAAAAAACUUGCGAGUUUUCUGCUGAUUUUUUGUUACUUUAAUCAAAUAAAAAUGGAAGGAGUACUUAAAAAUUUCCGAUUCUCCAGUCAGUGAAACUGACUUGGACUUUUCUUCUUUUCGAAUCGCAUAAAAUAAAUCAUUGCGUUGGAACGUGAUGUAAAAUUAAACGUGUAGAAAUGAUUUUUUUUUAGAUAUGACCAACGGGGGGAUCGCAACGUUCAAGAUUCCGAAUGUUUAACGAGUAAUCGAAUUUUUAAAGGUCAUGUCGUCUGUGACGAGUCGCAUGGCAUUUUUGUACAGUCAAUAGUAAAUUAUCGCUCAGUAAGCCGUAAGGUUUAGUUAGCAUUUUGAAAUUAGAUUAAGUUAUUCUGUCAAAUACUAAGUUACGUUUUCGACUAGAUAUUAUAUUUAUGACUUGAAGACUUGCGAUAUAUUGUUAACUUAACUGGAAUGAAUGAGCGAGUGCGCGAAUGAAGGGAGUGAAUGAGGGGAAAAAUGUUGUGAGAAAGUUUCGAGAGAGUUAAUUUUAGUUUCAAACACCGGCCAGCAUUUUUUAGAACUUUCUUGAAGAAUAUGGUACAAAGUAGCAUUUCUACUUUUACUCAGUACUAUUUUACGUCGUGUAUAUGUUUUAUAUGUACAAUGUAAAUAUGGUACGCAUGCUCUUUAUGAGCGAUUCAACAUUUUAUAUCACUUUUAGUUCAACCUUUUUCAAGAUGCCAGUGUGGAAUAUAAAUAUUGAUCAAUCUUUUUUUUUUCACUAUUGAUCAACAUAUUUCAGAUAUGAUCAUUCUGUACAAUUUAGGGUGUUUCUUGAAAAUCCGAGCUUUUCGAACUCUCUUUUAAAUCCGAGUUUUUAGCAGAAAUUUAUUUUAUUUUAUUUGAUAUUAUUGUAUUUUAUUUAUUUUUUUGGAUAAUCGAGACUUGUCGAAAGAAUAUGGAAGAGCUGGGGAUUUUGAGGGAGCAUUCUAAUUUAUUAAUUAAUUACAUGAAAUCGAUCGCAUUUCUGUUUGUUUGCGACCGAAUAAUUUCACCAUUGCCCAUUAGUUUGAUGCGCUUUAGACUUGUGUUAUUGUAGUAGCAAUAGGAAUUAUUAAUCAGCAGAUAUUCUACAUUUUAUAUAUUUGAAGACAACCAACCAACCAACCAACCAACCAACCGUACAGAGUAUAUAUGUAUAUUAAUUCCUAGAGAAAAUUUUUCGUUCGUGAUAUUAAAUUGUCCCUGACAAAUGCCUCGCAUUUCCGGUGAGAUUGCCAAUAAUAAUAAUAAUAAUAAUAAUAAUAAUAAUUGGCCAGUGAAUUUGUUCGUAAGAUAUUUCGAUUUUUGGAUAAACUUUUUAUCGAUGUUUCAGAGUGAUACAGUGAUGUUAGUAUAAUAUCGGAUCGCGAAAAAUGAUCUGUACGGAAAAACUAGAUAACCAUUCUCGAUAUUAUAUGGCAACGUGUCAUGUACUUCUUACAUGUUAUAAUGCAAGUUUUCAUCUACAAUUUUGGGAAGAAAAAAAAAAGUUAAUAAUAAACAUUCCACCUUUCACAGAUCGCCUAGGGUAAGAGUGCGUGCAAAAGUGGGAGAACCGAUGCUUUUAUGAACAAAUGUGAGUCCUUUGUAAGGGUAAACAACAGCAGAUAAUAAAAAAUUUAGAUGAUUUCUGUUUGAUUUCGGCGAGUUUAAAAGCGCAGAAUUUUUAUCGAUAAUGUGAGGAAAGUGAGAAACUAUAGCUCUUAUCGCUACGUAUAAAUUAUAUACGAAAAUGAUGAUGCAAAUGCUUCGGACUCUGUAAAAAAAUGUAUAAUAACUGUACAAAAUUAUAGUAACUAUAUAAACCAUA